Molecule: messenger RNA, 916 nt
Organism: Phanerochaete carnosa HHB-10118-sp
Lineage: Eukaryota; Fungi; Basidiomycota; Agaricomycetes; Polyporales; Phanerochaetaceae
Exons: 3
Coding region: 147-725 (192 amino acids)
Source: RefSeq, a predicted model, not a curated record
CGCGCGUAUCCGCUGUUAUCCGGGUGCACUCCUUCGUGGUCCUGCACUCUGACUUUAGCUUCGACACACGACGACAUAAACCACCUGUCCUUCCGCUCGUUUAGCACUCUGCACCCAGUUAUCGCACCGACCCGCCCUCAAUCAACAUGCAGUUCGCGAUCAUCCCCACCGGCCUCCUUUCGCUCCUCCUCGCCUGGUGCCUCCCUGCCGUACAGGGCUACUUUAUCAUCACGCAACCCGCUGCAGGGACACAGUGGGCGAACGGUGCCGCGAACCUCGUCACUUGGACAAAAGGUGUCGGUGACGGCAUCGAUGGCGUGGACAUUGAGAUGUCGAGAAUGAGCGUGGAUGGGCUGUUCUUCGUCGCGAAAGAUGCACCAACAAAGCCUGGCGCGAUCAACAUCGUCCUGCAAGACAUCCCGCCAGCCAACGACUACUACCUACUCUUCCUCAACUCGACCUCAGGCAACAUGUUCGCGACGUCCUCCAAGUUCUCUAUUGGCUCGACAACGAAUUCGAGCGCGACGACUGCCACCAGCGCUCCGACCGUGACCGUCUCGGGCUCACCAAACCCGACAGCGGUCUUUGCGACAACCUUCCCGCCGAACUCGAACGGCGUCGUUACACCGGGCUGGCGUGCGGUUGAAAAUUCGCUUCCGCAACUGUUCGCGCUCGUCGGCACAAUAAUAAUGUGCCUCCUCGGCGGUGCGAUGACCCUACUAUGAUCCCUCCACAUGCUCUCCGCCCCUUGAGCAUCCUUUAUAUCCCUUCUUGAUUGUACUUGGGCUUAAUGGCAGUAAAUGAUUGGACUCCCCCACCAGACAAUUAGGACGUUUCCCUCCCUCCCUAACACAUCCACGAGCAGACACACACGCCGGUCAAAACUCAGGUCUCUUCCGCCUCAGUUGAUAUACCA